This is a messenger RNA of Magallana angulata, 1317 nucleotides long. RefSeq lists its product as uncharacterized. The record is from RefSeq and is a predicted model, not a curated record. Gene Ontology annotation, biological process: deoxyribonucleotide biosynthetic process. Gene Ontology annotation, cellular component: cytosol. Gene Ontology annotation, molecular function: ribonucleoside-diphosphate reductase activity, thioredoxin disulfide as acceptor. The transcript has a single exon. The coding region runs from base 1 to 1317 and encodes 438 amino acids. NCBI's taxonomy places the organism in Eukaryota, Metazoa, Mollusca, Bivalvia, Ostreida, Ostreidae.
AUGGCGUUUUUAAGCGGUGAUAAUAAAGACAUAGCUCAGCCCAUGGAACUUUCUCUAUUUUCUUCUCCUACCAAUCAAGUGGCGGUAGAAAAGGUCUACUUUACGGAGGCAAGACCAAUAUCGAGCAUAGGUGUCUCAGACACACCAAUUGAAAUUGUAGUUUCGGGUUCAGGGGCUGAGUAUAUAGAUUUGAAGAGAAGUAAACUAUACGUGAAAGCAAGAAUUUUAAAAACCGAUGGUACAGCACUUGCCGACACAGAAAAAACAGGCAUUGUUAAUUUACCCCUGCAAAGUAUGUUUUCACAAAUGGACGUCUACCUGAACAACAAACUAGUGUCCUUCAAUACAAACAACUAUCCCUGGAAGGCCUACCUCAAGACAAUUUUGUUUUGUGGAAAAGACGAAUUGGAUUCUCAAAAGCAAUCAGAACUGUUCUAUAAAGACGAAGGAACGAUGAACGACGCCAAUGCUUAUAACGGCGCUAAUGCCGGUCUGGUAUUACGAUACGGUUGCACUCAAAAGAGUAAGAUUUUUGAGCUGGAAGGAAAUCUUAAGGAAGAUAUUUUUGAUAUAGACAAAUACCUGAUAAAUGGAGUAGACAUUUACAUUAAGCUAUUUAGAUCCAGUACCCCGUUUGUGAUCAUGUCUGCUGAAGAUUCUCCAGCUUACAAACUAGAGCUGCUUGACGUUGUGUACAAAGUUGCAAAAGUGCGAGUAGAUCCUGGCGUACUACUGAACCAUAGUAAGCAGAUUGAAUCUACCCCUGUAAAGUAUACCAUAUCAAGAAACGAACUGAAAAUGAAUACCAUACCCAAAGGAUCGACAGAGUUUUACUGGGACAAUAUUUUCCCCCAGGCUGUACCCGACCGUAUUGUGGUAGCUUUGGUGGACCAAAAAGCUGGCAAUGGUAAUUAUUCGGCCAAUCCAUUCAACUUCGAACACAUGGGAGUAACAGAUGUAGGGAUAUACGUCAAUGGAGAGAGCGUACCUGGUAGACCACUAAAAACAGACUUCUCGGCGGGACAGUAUGUGGCAGCUUACACUCGUUUGUUUGAAGCCUCGGAAAAGUGGAACACUGAUGCUGGACUAGAUAUCUCUCGAGAUAAUUUCGGAAACGGAUAUUCCUUGUUUGUCUUUACCAUCGAUCCUUGUGGGUUUGGCGAAGACUAUUUAAACCUCAUUCGUCGUGGAAACACCAGAUUAGAACUAAAAUUCAAAGAAGCUACAACUAAAGCUGCCAACGCUCUUGUAUUUGCAACGUUUUCAUCCCUGCUAGAGGUCGAUAAAUCACGCGAUAUCAACUAUAUUCAACCAUGA